AUGCUUUACAUUUUAUUCAUUUGUACAUAUUUAUCUGAGCAUAUGUUUGCAUUGCAACUUUAUUGCUUUCCAUAUACUACUAUUGUGCUGGAUUUGCUGGUUUUUCAGGUUGGGUGGUGUAAUACCCUAAUUUUUGCCCCCAAGAUUUCUCAUCAUCUCAUAUCAUCAAUACAUCAAGAUCACGCAUUAGGGUUUGGGGUUUCAGAUCAAGGAGUUCAAGUGAUGGUUCUCCGAUUAUGGUUGUGGUUUUGUUCAGGCCAAGGGCUGGUUCUUAAAAGCCUAUUUUUCAUAGUGGUGAACUAUAAUCUAAGGUCACGUCAUCCUCAAGCUUCAGUCGGCAUGAUUAAGGCGAGUUUGGUUUCUUAA
Vicia faba (fava bean) is the source of this 366-nucleotide messenger RNA. The record is from the annotation of a GenBank genome assembly. NCBI's taxonomy places the organism in Eukaryota, Viridiplantae, Streptophyta, Magnoliopsida, Fabales, Fabaceae.